UUUGACCUCAGUGGCAUGAAAUUCCUCAAUGUCUCCUGUCUCCUCGGAUGCUCUGAGGCUGUCUUAUCCCUGAACACUGGGUACGGCUCCUCAGUGACCAUGGUACAGAAGGGCUGCUGGACAGGCCCGGCUACGGGCCAGAUGCAGCGGAAUGACAAGGCGCUGCCGCCUGACUACUCGGUGGUGCGGGGCUGCGAGACCGACUUUUGCAACGCGAACUUCCAGGCCCACGACUCCCUCCCCAAUCUGAGCCGAGCGCCCAACCCGCCGACGCUCAGCGGCGCCAAGUGCUACUCCUGCGUGGGGAUCCAUCCGGAGGACUGCACCCCGGAGAAGUCCUGGCGGGUCCAGUGUCACCAGGACCAAAGCAUCUGCUUCCAGGGCAAUGGAAGCAUGACCUUUGGCAACUUCUCAGUCCCUGUGUACAUCAGAACCUGCCACCGGCCCUCCUGCACCAUCCAGGGCACCACUAGCCCGUGGACAAACAUCGACCUAAAGGGCUCCUGCUGUGAGGGGCACCUCUGCAACAAGGACUCCAUAAGCCUUCACCAGCGCCUCAGGCACCGUCCCUCCUGGGGCACCCCCGGUCAUAGUCCUGCUCCGCAUGGUUUCCCUGCUGGUUAGCACUCUGGGAGGACCCCUCGGGCAUAGUCAGCCCCUCCAGCCCCUUCCUGAGCAGGAUGCUGGGGGCAGGGCAC
This is a messenger RNA of Eubalaena glacialis (North Atlantic right whale), 698 nucleotides long. RefSeq names its product LY6/PLAUR domain containing 5 (gene LYPD5). Lineage: Eukaryota; Metazoa; Chordata; Mammalia; Artiodactyla; Balaenidae. Gene Ontology annotation, cellular component: plasma membrane. Bases 16 to 624 code for a protein of 202 amino acids. The transcript is spliced from 4 exons. The record is from RefSeq and is a predicted model, not a curated record.